CACCACACCAGUAUUUUAAAUGCCUUGUACAUGUUACGGAGUUUAGGUUUAUACCAUUAAACUGAAACUAAAACACUUUGCAAAAUGGAUAUACAUGUACUUGUGUUUGUUGCGUUCGUCUCUGUCUGUUUUCGACCAGCUUUGGGUUCCAGCAAUAAUUCUGAAGAUCAAAUUGCGCUGAUGAACACCACAGAGACGAUUUCUUUUCAAUCAGACAUUUCUGUGACUCUAUCCAGGAACUGCACAGUGAUACCAGUGUCUGAUAUGUUACGACAUGAUAUCAAAGAACUCCUAGACGCCGGAACUAAACUUAUAAUAUUCGAUCUGGAAUUUCGCAAUCAUUCCGGAACACUUCGAGGAGAAACGGAGUCAGAUAUUUACAAAAUAUUUCAAUGGGAAAGAAGUACAGGUCGGCAUGGUCAAGGCUUGUUGUUUUUAAAGACGGGUUUCGAAAUUCUUUCACUUUCGACUUUAACAUAUGGCACUGAGAACAUGCGUGUCGAACUAAGGGAAGAACCAGAAGGGUGUUUAUUGCGGAGAAAUAUACACGACAUCGAGAAGGGACUUCGACAAAUCUUAUUGAAUGAUUUCAAAGAAAUUUCGCCUGAUGGAAGUGGCGGAAGUCUUGAUGACAAUGAACACAUCUGCAACAUGCACAUUAGAAACGAGAACAACAGAGCAGUGUUUUACCACGUUUGUUGCACAAAAUCUUCAAAAGGCGGUAUCGUUUGCCAGGAAUUGGUAAAAGACUUGUACGUCAAAAUUCUGUUUUUUUGCAUAUACUUUAUGAAUAUGCUUGCAAUUAUGUUCUGUCCUUAUCUCAUACCUAAGUCUUGGUAUCAGGAAAAGUAUAAAAUGUUGAAGUACGAACUUAAUUGUGAGAAACAAAUCCGGGUGAUGAAAACUUGCCUUAAGAAUCUCGAUACAACAGAGGACAACAUCGUGAAUAUAAAUGAAAUAUCUUCGAUGAAUGGGUUUAUGCAGCAACUGGAUGAAAUGGAGGAGGAUGCUGUUUAUUCACUUCAUCUUUCCAAGAUUCACUUCAGCGUGAAGCUUGAUCGUCUGAUACCUCCAAAUGAUGUUCCAGUCGGUAUUAUAAGAUCCAUCUAUGAUUCCUUCUUUCGUUGUCAAAUUAGAGAAAGAGAUUCUUUAAACGAAUGUUGUACCCGUAGUAUAUUCGAACCUUUUAAGGGAACCCCAAUUUUCAGACAAUUGAAGUGGUAUCACUGCUUACAAAGAGUCAUGUUCAUCGUGUCUUGCUGUUUGGUCAUCAUUCCGUGGAUAUUAAGAAUCGCCAUUUUCUAUCGGUAUGAAGACAAUGAAUAUGAUGAUAGGGAUGACGCUGCACAAGACCGGAAGUUGGAAGUGCACUACGCAUUUUUUCCGGGAAGCAUGGCGAGCUUUUUAACACCAGUGCAUGCUAUUUUCGUCGUCUGCUACUCUGUGCUUGUAGUAGACGCUAUUCUGUUUGGAAUUCUAGAAUUCAUAACAUCUGAAGUGAAAAGCAACAUUGAAAUAGUUUUACGGAAGUGCUUCCGAGACAUGAAAGAGUCCUCUUAUUCGAGAUAUUUUGGAUGGGCAAUAAGAACUUUGCUUUACCCUUUCAAGGAGUAUGGAAUUCUUGCCCUUUUCGUCAUUGGAAUAUACUGGCUAUUUGUUUUACCAGUUGUUAUCAUAGUCAUGGCAUUUUAUUGCAUACCUACACUCAACAUUGCAGUACGUUUAUUGUGCCAUUUGAUAAUUGUAAUUUUUCCAGACUUUAAAUUCGUAACCAAAUUAAAACAACAAGUUGGAGUAGUUGGCCUUCUCCGAAAAGAAACUGUUGCACGCCUGUCUACCAAAUCCAGUCACCGAUUCCGUGUCAUUCAGUUUAUUGCCAUUUUGUUGAGCUUACUUGCUUUGCUCUCCUGUGUAAUUUUGGCAGUAGAAGUCAUCGUAUUUUUUGUUGAAAUCGUAGUAUACACGUUGAUUGGCGUCAUCCUGAAUGCUUCUCAAACAUUGAAAUACGUAUCCUUACUUUUCAUGCUAACCUUGUACGCUCGAGAUUGUUUUGGGAGCGUGACGCGGAAGUACCAAGCUUUCAACCAAGCCAUAAAUAAAGCACUUCUUGGAAGGGUAAAAGACGAGGUCGACAAAGUGGCCUGGCAGACUGCUGACAUGCAGCCGAACACCGCCUUUCAGAUAAGUGUUGAUGAUCAUGAAAAUAAAACCGUGGCAAAAAAUAUUUUCGCUCAUAUGUGUAAUGGAGUUCUUAAAUGGAGUAUUCCUCGCGUUCUGUUAUUUCUAGAUAAUCAUGAUAAACCAUAUAUCACGAGGACUUUCUUUUUUAAGGCUGCUCACCUUAAUCAUGUGGGCUGCCCCGGAAGUCUCUAUAAAAACCUGCUGUGUGCUUUGCGUCAGUUUCUGGUGAUUAUUUUGUUUCUUUUAUUCGUCGUUGUUGUUGUCAUGGCGUUUGGAAAUGAAUAUUCGGUUUCUGGUGUCAAUCAAAUGCUGGCAACACUUGCCGGGGGAUUUUUACCAUGGGUCUUCCGGAACGUUCUUUUUAAGCCUCCCGCUGACAUCGAAGUUGACAUAAAUAGUCUGAGUUUCCGGAAUCUUUUUGAUGACAUCAUAAGAGAGCAUAGACAAAACUGGCCAGUGGCUGAUAUCGUCCCAAUUUCAAAGCAACCUGAAAGUCAGGGUAUUGAAAUGAGAGCAAAUUCUCAUCCAUCAGAUCGCAUGGACCCAGGAAGUGUUACUAUGCUGAAUGGAAACUUCUUCUGCGAGAAGAAAAAAGACGUGUUGAUUGUAAAUAUUUCUAACAAAGUUAUAAAAGGGAACGAAAUGACGGAUGUAUAGCGAAUAGUCAUGUUUACUUGUAAGAAGUUGUGACAAUGUCUGUGUAUUGAAAGGGAGUGAUAAAACGUACAUUAUUUUGUAUUUAUGCUUGAAUUUACGGAGUGGCAGUAAAUGCAAAAUUUACAAUAUCAAAAAUUAUCACUAUGGCAGUUUGUCUAAGAAGUCUUCAACUUAGAUAAUAAUGUACUUUCUUAAUUAUUAUUUUUUUUCUUAUUUGU
Molecule: messenger RNA, 3056 nt
Organism: Saccostrea cuccullata (small rock oyster)
Lineage: Eukaryota; Metazoa; Mollusca; Bivalvia; Ostreida; Ostreidae
Exons: 1
Coding region: 85-2838 (917 amino acids)
Source: RefSeq, a predicted model, not a curated record